AUGCGUUCAACAGCCCCUCUUUCCGCCCUGAUCGUGCUAGCACUUACGCACUCAAACUCUCCUGCUGCAGCUAGACAAGAGCAGUUCCAUACAAGAAUCCCCACGCUCCUUGACGCGGAUGCUGUGAACUUCACGAAGCUGUUCUCCUCUGAACUGGUGUUCAGGGAGACAUGGUCAAAGGAGUCGUGGAAUGGGCUAACGACGUUCGCACGCUCAACUCCUCUGCGUUGCUUUGGAAGCGAUGCGGACGUGCCGUACGAUGUCGCUGUUCUUGGGGCGCCGUUCGAUACGGCCACGAGCUACCGGCCAGGGGCGCGUUUCGGACCCAACGGCAUCCGCCAGGGAGCCCGCCGCCUGGGUGUGGACAGGAUCAAUGUCCACAUGAAGACACGCGUGAGCGAGUUCCUGAAUGUCGUCGAUUGCGGUGACGUCCCCAUGGUAUAUACGGAUAAUAAGGUCGCCCUGCGACAGCUUGAACUUGCCAACAAGGCUCUGUUGGCCAAAACUCACGCAAAGGUCGCCGAAGGGACAAGCCUUGCAAAGGAUGAAAAAUUCCACCCUAGAGUGUUAACAUUGGGUGGUGAUCACACAAUUACUUUGCCUCUGCUUCGUGGGGUUGUGGAUGUGUAUGGUCCCGUUAGUGUAAUUCAUUUCGACAGUCAUCUAGACACAUGGAAGCCAAGAGCAUGGAUAUCUUCCGCGUGCCAUCUGAUUCAACACCGCUCGCAGGAAAUCCCCGUGACUCAUGGCAGCUACUUCUGGUACGCGCACAACGAGGGCCUUCUUGCACCAAACAAUUCCAACAUCCACGUUGGCAUCCGUGGUGCGAUCAACAGCUGGGACGACUACGAUAAUGACUACGAGGUCGGAUUCGUGAUUUCACAUGCGGAUGAGCUCGAGGAGGUUGGCUGGAAGGGCGUAGUGAAGAGGAUCCGCGAAACAGUUGGUGAUAACCCAGUGUACAUCACCUUGGACAUUGAUGUGAUUGAUCCUGGAAUGGCGCCUGCCCCGGAGAUUGGUGGCAUCACGACUAGGGAAAUCAAGAAGAUCAUGCAAGGCCUAUCAGGCCUGAAGAUUGUGGGUGCCGACAUCGUCGAGGUCGCACCGGGAUACGACACGCAGGACGAGAUCACACAGAUCGCUGCUGCGAACAUAGGCUGGGACAUUCUAGCUCUGAUGGCUAAAACACCUCUUGUGGCGUAG
Molecule: messenger RNA, 1203 nt
Organism: Postia placenta MAD-698-R-SB12
Lineage: Eukaryota; Fungi; Basidiomycota; Agaricomycetes; Polyporales; Adustoporiaceae
Exons: 13
Coding region: 1-1203 (400 amino acids)
Molecular function (GO): agmatinase activity; metal ion binding
Source: RefSeq, a predicted model, not a curated record